Molecule: messenger RNA, 1176 nt
Organism: Ixodes scapularis (black-legged tick)
Lineage: Eukaryota; Metazoa; Arthropoda; Arachnida; Ixodida; Ixodidae
Product: zinc finger protein 239-like
Exons: 2
Coding region: 340-1176 (278 amino acids)
Biological process (GO): regulation of transcription by RNA polymerase II
Molecular function (GO): RNA polymerase II cis-regulatory region sequence-specific DNA binding; protein binding; DNA-binding transcription factor activity
Source: RefSeq, a predicted model, not a curated record
GCAUCACCUUCAGGUUGCACUCGCACAGAUAGCACGAAAAGCCGACAAUUCAGAGAUACCCAUUCCCAGAUGAGCGCAUCCAAAAUUACGGAAGUUACAAGUAGGUUUCUUUGUUCUCGUCAGUACCUCAGUUAUAGCAUAAGAACUCGAAGUUCAAGAAAUGUAUCUCCAAGUAAACACUAAAUCAAUGAUAAUCUGAUUUAGGUGCCAAAACAAUCUCCUUGAAAUGCUUGAGGCGGGUGUAAAACUGAUGCGUCACCGCGUGCACUUGCCCGGAUCCAGGUGCGUGGCUGGGGCGGCUACCUGGUGGACGCCCGGCCCCUGUCGGAGUCCAACUGGAUGCGCUACGUCAACUGCGCCCCGAGCGAGAACAGCCAGAACCUCGUGGCCUUCCAGCACAGGGGAGGCGUCUACUACCAGACAAGGGCCAAGAUAGCGCCGGGGACCGAGCUGCUCGUCUGGUACGGGGACGAGUUUGGCGCCGAGCUAGGACUCGUCGAAGCCAAGGACGGAGCCCAGAACAAGCACCAAGAAGAGGCACCGUCCCUCGAAGGGCCAGCGGAGACCUUCGCGUGCGGGGACUGCGACAGCGUCUUCGCUUCCCUCGAACACCUCCAGGGACAUCGGAAGAGGAUGCACGGGGGGAGAGAGGGCAGGCACCGAUGCGGUCACUGUCCCUACUCCAGCGAUAAGAAACGAAACCUAGUCAAGCACGAGCGCACCCACACGGGAGAGAGGCCCUUCGUGUGCGGCACCUGCGGCAAGGCUUUCACGCAGGAGGGCAACUUGACCAAGCACCAGAGGGUGCACACGGGCGAGCGCCCUCACGAGUGCGCCGAGUGCGGGCAGAAGUUCGCUCAGCUGGCAGACUUGAGGACGCACGAAAGCACGCACAGCGGAGAGCGGCCCCACGUCUGCCCAGAGUGUGGCAGCGGUUUCGUUACGAGAGGUCACCUCGCAAGGCACAGGCGAACCCACUCCGGCGAGAAGCCCUAUGCUUGCCACCUGUGCUCCUACAGGACCUCUGAUUUAAGCAACAUGAAGAGGCACGUGAUUCGGGCGCACUCAAAAGAGUAUCCGCACAAGUGCGGGGACUGCGGCAGAGGGUUCCUGCUCCCAUGCGAACUUAGAAGCCACAUGAGGAAGCAGCACUCCUCCGACGACCAAGAGCGUUAG